This is a messenger RNA of Sarcophilus harrisii (Tasmanian devil), 2109 nucleotides long. It is a transcript of the gene RILPL1, whose product is annotated as Rab interacting lysosomal protein like 1. Gene Ontology annotation, molecular function: protein dimerization activity. The record is from RefSeq and is a predicted model, not a curated record. The transcript is spliced from 7 exons. Gene Ontology annotation, biological process: cilium assembly. The coding region runs from base 712 to 1914 and encodes 400 amino acids. Gene Ontology annotation, cellular component: ciliary basal body; cytoplasm. Lineage: Eukaryota; Metazoa; Chordata; Mammalia; Dasyuromorphia; Dasyuridae.
CCGCCCCCCCCCCCCCAAAGUUCCCGGGAGCAGCUGCAGCCCCUCCCCUCGGGAAAGGGGUGUGGGCCGAGGGCCGGCCCCGAGCGACCCUCGCGCAGAAGUGUUUCCGAGGGCAGCCCUGACCGCGGCUCGGCUAUCCCGUCCACUCCGGCCCGCACGCAUUCCCAACUUGGGAGCCUCUGCAGGCCUGCGCACGCAGCACCCCUCCCUCCUCCGGCUCCCCCUCCUCCUCCUCUUCCCAGCUUUGUGACAGCCUCGGGUGCUCGGAACCGCGGAGCAGGGAGAGACAGGGAGAGACCCGGAGAAGGAGGGAGGAGGGGAAAGGGAGACAGCCAGGGAGAGGAAAGAAGGAGAGGAGAGGGAAGGAGCGCCUUGGAAAGGGCUUGCCUCUGCCGCAACCCCAGCCAUCCUCCUCCUCCUCCUCCUCCUCCUCCUCCUCCUCUUCCUCCUCCUCCUCCUCCUGCCGCCGCUGCCGCUGCCGGGCCUGGCUCCGGCCUCGGAUGCCCCGGUGAGCCGCCCGGAGGAGCCUACGGGCCGGAACCGGGGUCGGAGCGGACCUCGGGCAGCCGCGCUCCCCGCGGAGCGGCCGCAAGUUUGCAAGUUGGGCUAGUUUAGGGCGGGGGAGGGGGUGGGCAGCGCGCGCAGACCAGGAGGGGAGGGGGAGCCCCCGGCCCCGGCUCCUCUAGCCCCAGACCCCCCGACCCCGUGGCCAUGGAGGACGGCGGGGGCCUCGAGGCGGCGUCCGUGCUGGAGAAGAACGUGGCCGAGCUGACCGUGAUGGACGUGUACGACAUCGCCUCGCUGGUGGGCCACGAGUUCGAGCGGGUCAUCGACCAGCACGGCUGCGAGGCCAUAGGGCAGCUGAUGCCCAAGGUGGUGCGGGUGCUGGAGAUCCUCGAGGUGCUGGUGAGCCGCCACCACGUCAGCCCCGAGCUGGACGAGCUGCGCCUGGAGCUCGACCGGCUCCGCCUCGAGAGGAUGGACCGGAUCGAGAAGGAGAGGAAGCAUCAAAAGGAGCUGGAGCUCGUGGAGGACGUCUGGCGAGGGGAAGCCCAAGACCUUCUCACGCAGAUCGCGCAGCUCCAGGAGGAAAACAAGCAGCUGAUGACCAACCUUUCUCAUAAAGAUAUUAGUUUCUCUGAGGAAGACUUCCAGAAGCAGGAAGGCAUGUCUGAGAGGGAACGGCAAGUGAUGAAGAAGCUAAAAGAGGUGGUGGACAAACAGCGGGAUGAGAUCCGGGCUAAGGACAGGGAGCUCGGCCUGAAGAACGAGGACGUGGAGGCUCUUCAGCAGCAGCAGAGCCGGCUGAUGAAGAUUAACCACGACCUGCGACAUCGCAUCACUGUGGUGGAGGCGCAGGGCAAGGCGCUGAUUGAGCAGAAGGUGGAGCUGGAGGCGUACCUGCAGACCAAGGAGCAGGAGAUGGGCAGCAUGCGGGCCGAGAUCGGGAAACUCCGGGAGAAGCUCAAGGGGGAGCCCAGCCAGAACGGAGAGGAGCAGGGCGAGCCGGAGCCAGGGGGUGAGGAGUACGUCCCGGAGUCAGAGAAGGCAGCCAUGGAGAAGGACCCAAACCGCCCCCGCUUCACGCUUCAGGAGCUGCGGGACGUGUUGCACGAGAGGAAUGAGUUGAAAUCGAAGGUGUUUUUCUUGCAAGAAGAGCUCGCCUACUAUAAGAGUGAGGAAGUUGAAGAAGAGACCCGAACACCCCAUCCUACCCCCAUCAUCCACUCCAAAACCUCCCCCCAGCCCGAGUCUGGGAUCAAGAAACUGUUUAGUUUCUUCUCUCGAGACAAAAAGCGCCUGGCCACCGCACAGAGAAACGUCCACUUCCAGGAGUCCUUUGGCCAGUGGGCGGACUCCCACAGAGAUGACGGCUACACCGAACAGGGGCAGGAAGCCUUACAGCACCUGUGACUUUCACUCUCCCUGGGCUUGUGACUGGCUCGGCUACAUCCACCUCAGAGGUUCGGGGAUUGGGCAGCGGCCAGACCCCAGACCCAUGGCCCCCGCAGUCCUCGCACCCUGGGGCCGGCUGUUUUUUUACAGAUGUACUCUCCACCCAGGGACAUGGAGACCUGCUGUGUGCUUGGGAAGCCGGACCCCUAAAAA